AUGCAGCAGCCCGCUGGAGGCGCUACAAAGGAGGAUCUUUUUGCGCUGUCAGAGCCUCCGUCAUGGAGCAACAGGCGCCUGUUUGGUGUGACUUGGGGGCUGUCUAGCGGCCCAGGCAGCCUGGGCACCACUGAGCCGGUCGCGACCGGGUCCAGGCGCGCCAGUGUUGACCACCCAGUCACUGAGGGAGAUUGGCCGGAGAGCCCGGGAGACGCAGAAAAAAUGUCGUCGAGCACGAGGGCCACGCGCUCGCGCUUUUCCAGUCCCGCGCAGCAAGGCGUCGCCGCGCAGGGCGUCGGCUCGCCCCUCGAGGUCAAGAGGAGCUCCGGCAACGCCAUGUCGCGGGCCUUUAUGGAGCGAUGGAUGGAGCCUUCGGUCCAGGCCAAGCCCAGCUACGAGGAGGCUGGUUUGAUGCGCGGCGGCGUGCUCGAGGGCAUGAUGCCGCUCGGCGUACUGCCCAAGCCAAAGAAGCCGGAGAAUGCCGACGGCGGCAGCGGCGGCGGCAGCGCGCACGGCGUCCGCAGGGUGAUUCUCAGGACGGGAGGCGCGAACAAGGAUAGAAAUAGCGCCAGUAGCGGCACAGAAAGCAACGGCGAAAAGGGCAUCACGCCGCCGUCGUUGGGCAACGCGGUUGCGGGCAGAAAACGCGCGGCAUCGCCGGAAGCCCGCCCGACGGCCGCCUCGUCGCGCCGGUCGCUGCCUGCCAAGGGUGCUCUCAAGAAAAAUGACGACGACGACGAUUAUAAUCCCGGAGGCGGAAAGCGUAAGAAGCCUGCCCGACGGUCCCAACCGGCGGCCCUGUCCAAGACUCAGGAGAACCAGGAAGCGGAGGGGGAGCAGGCGGCCCCAGCGCUCUCGCCAGACGGAGCAGGCUUGAAACACUAUCCUACGGCGUGGGCCCUGAGGACCUUGUACGAUGAAAAGUCGCAAGACGCCGAGUUUGACUCGAUGGUGACGGAUGUAUUACAGCAAACGGCAGAUGAUGACACGCUUGACGAGUUCUCCAAGCACAUCGGGGAGCAGAAGCGCGAGGGAGGGACAGACAGCGGCGACUGCUACUACUUUGCGCCGCCGUCGACAAAUCGCGGGCUGGAAGCGCAAAAAGCGCAAAAGCCGACGGAUGCGCAGUACGGCGAGCUCGUGGGCGACAGCGAGGAUGAGGAGGAAAUCGAGGAGCCCGAGGAGCUGCAUUCACCGGCAGCCUCGGCAUCGGCUGGUGGGCGUGAGACGACGGCGGGGGAGAGCGACAGACGAGCUGCCAAGAAGGCCAAAACGUCACACUCAUCAUCGGGCACGAGCAAAAGCAGAAACCUGAGCGGCGCAGGGCAGCACAGUCAUGAUGAGGAAAACGAGGUAGCGGCAGCGGAUGUGACCACUACUGCGACUGCCACGGCCACGACCACGGCCACGACCAGGGCAGACACAGACACACCAUCGCGCAAACGCCGACGGCGCAACUCGACAUCGAGCGAUUCAUCGCUCUCGUCGGCCGUGACACUACCGUCGCCCGAAAUGCGCAACAAGGUUGGCGCAGCCACUAUUGGUGCAGGUGCUGGCGAUGGCGGUGGUGGUGGUGGUGGUUCUGGCAGUAGGGGGGCCACUUCUGGAACGGAAACUGGAACCGCGACCAGCGCCAGCACCAGCACCAGCACCAGCAACAAGCCCCGAACCCAAAAGCUCACCAACCCCAGACACAUCCAAACCAAGCUCACCAUCAGCAACAACACCUCGACCGGUCGAGUCUCAUCGCGACCCGUCAUUACCGCCCCAGCAAGGACGCCUGCCGACUUUACUCUCCGGCCCUCCAACACCAUCGUCGCCGCCCCGUCAGAGCUGCACUCACCUCCUGCCUCACCUACCACCCACAACCACUCGUCCCAGUCACGGCAGGCUGGCAUGCCCGGCAGACUGGCCGCCCUGUCGCAUCCGCCAUCUCAGCCGCCACCCAAGGCCAAGAGUGCCAAGUCGAGGGCGGCAGCAGCAGCAGCAGCAGCAGCAGCAGCAGCUCCCGAGGGUUCUGAUGCACCCAUGCAGCAGAACGACGUCAAGCGUGGGGAGGCGGCGGCGGAGGACCUCGCCGCUAUCUGGGCACGACGUCACGACGCUCACAACGUCACAAAUGGCUACACGGCCACCGAGAGCGCGGUACGCGGCUCAAGCGAGCAGCGCGCCACAACGCCCGUCAGCACGACGAGGCGGACCACGCGCCGGUCCGUUGCCAACAACCCACCGCCCACGACGAGGGCUACGCGCUCGGCCACGAAGCGCCCCAACGAUCAUAUUGAUGAGACGGUCUCGCCGAUUCCCUUGUCACUCACCGGCGAUGAUAGCUCGACGGUAGGAGGAUCGCGCGCCGUCACGCCGACGGGCCCGCGCCAGUCCAAGCGACCCAAAGGGUUGCGCGUCAAGUCUUCUCCAGUCAAAAAGAGCGGCGGGCCCGCGGGAGGACUUCCAAGACUGGCGAGCGAAAGUCGGUCUCUGUUCAGAGCCGGCACACCUAAGGACCCGGUACGUAUGAUGCACACCGUGUUUUUUUUUUCGGGCCCAGACGAGCAGACCGCAGAUUGUCGGCGCGCGAACGGCAAGCAGAUAACAAAGGAGGACGGCCCAACCCGUCUGCUUGAGAGGACACGCGUGAUUGCUCAGAUAUCGCGCACUGAUUUUGUGGCGGAUGCGACGGAUAACGAUGAAUUCUGCUCCGCGUGUGGCAACGCCGGCGACGUGCUCUGCUGCGACGGCUGCCCCAGGUCGUUCCACUUUGAGUGCGUCAACCUCACCCAGUCUGAGGAUCUGCCCGACGACUGGUACUGCAGCGAGUGUAUUAUGCGCCGGUUUCCCUCGCGCGUCCCGAUUCACAAGGGUGCCUUUGCGCCGGCCCUCAACGCCCUGGAAAAGAGCAUCCCCCGUGCUUUUAGCCUGCCCAAGCACAUCCAGAACCGCUUUGAGGGUGUCAAGGCCGGCCCCGGCGGUGACUAUGAAGAGAUUGUGGGCAAAACUGUCAAGAGGAGAACGGGCUUUGAUGAGACGCCCGAUCUGUUCAAGCAGCGAGACGAGAACCAGCCGGUGCUGUGCCACGCAUGCCAAAAGUCGUCCAAUGAUACCAGGGCCAUUCUUCCCUGCAGCCUCUGCUCGUACUACUGGCAUCUCGAUUGCCUGGACCCCCCCUUGGCCGUGCCGCCGGUCCUCAAAUCAUGGCGGUGCCCGGCUCACGUGGACCAUAUCCUAGCCGACGUGCCUCGCCUCGCGCCCGCCCACAAGUUCCGCAAGAUCAAAAACGCCCAGCCCAUCACACCCAUCUUUUCCCGUGGCAUCAAGAAUAAUGGCCACAUUGAGAUUGACUGGACCGAUGAGCCGGAGCCGCCCAAGGAUGCCGGCUGGCCGGACGCCCUCUCUUUCGGCCGCACCUACAAGGUGCCUGUAAACGGUAUCAUUCUCGACUUUGUCGAGCAACAAGCUAACAUUGGGAAUGUCAGGCGCCAAAAAGCAGGCGCAGGCUACGGCACGCGCCAGCAAGAGCAGCGAUGUGUGCCCUACCCAUCCCCCACGCCGCAGCCGCCAGCCGACGACGGCCGCAGCCCCAGCCCGCUGCGGGGAUCGUCGCUGGCCCGCAACCUCAACGACUUACAGGCGUCGCUAAACCUCGUCGGGCUGCGGCAGCAACCGACGGACAAGAUCUACGAGCUGACGCAGGCGCUACUUGCGAACGUCGACGACAACAUGAUCAGCCUCAUGGCAGAAGGGAACGCCGACAACAUGGCCCUUGGCAAUCUGAAUGACAGCGACCGCCUCAGCCUCCGUGCCACGCUUGCCCAGAUGGACGCCAUGAGCGCUCGCAUUCGCCAGGUCCUCGACGGCGACGGCGACGUCAAACGGGAGCAACAGAGGCAGCAACAGCAGCAUGAUGUGUCGAGCAUCCCCACGCCAGAUCCCACGGCCGCCACCUCGACGCCGCCGCCCGCAGACGACUACACCGCUGCCGCCCUCAGCAGCCCGAUUGUGCCGAAAACGGAGGAGGACUCGGCAUUGACUGCCAUGGCAACGCUGUCGGAGCCUACGCCGCCGCUCACUAAUGAAAAUGGCGAUGACGGCCCCAUGGAUAUGAACUAG
Cordyceps militaris CM01 is the source of this 4107-nucleotide messenger RNA. Its product is annotated as Zinc finger domain-containing protein, PHD-finger. Gene Ontology annotation, biological process: regulation of transcription by RNA polymerase II. NCBI's taxonomy places the organism in Eukaryota, Fungi, Ascomycota, Sordariomycetes, Hypocreales, Cordycipitaceae. The record is from RefSeq and is a predicted model, not a curated record. The transcript is spliced from 7 exons. Gene Ontology annotation, cellular component: Rpd3S complex. The coding region runs from base 1 to 4107 and encodes 1368 amino acids.